AUGCCCCGAGCUUUCCUAGUGAAAAAGGCGAGCGUUUCCACCGGCAAGAGGAACUGGAGCGAACUUCCAGAUGAAGAAAGAGGCGAGAUUUACGUGCCAGUCUCACUGGGUGGGUAUGCCUUGUGGAAAAAUCUGGAGCCUUCCGUUGCGGAACCCCCUUCGUACUCAAUGCCUCUGGACAUGACCAUACGAGACUCCACCUUUAUGGCAGCACAGCCCCGUUGUACAGCCCAGGUCCCCAGUGGGAUGCCUCAGGAUGGAGAGCCUGGAUUCCUGUGCUCCAAGAUCAAGGUGACCCAAGGUGAAGGGCCAGGUGAGCAGUUCUGCUGCCCUGUUUGCCAGAAAGGGUUCUCCUACCAGCGGAUGCUGAACCGCCACUUGAAGUGCCACAGUCAGGUGAAGCGGCACCUCUGCUCCUAUUGCAAUAAAGGCUUUAACGACACCUUUGACCUCAAGCGCCAUGUCCGGACACAUACAGGUGUGCGCCCCUACAAGUGUGAACUCUGUGACAAGGCCUUCACCCAGCGCUGUUCCCUGGAGUCUCACCUGAAGAAGAUCCACGGGGUGCAGCAAAGUUACGCCUAUAAAGAGCGCCGGGCCAAGCUAUACGUGUGUGAGGAUUGUGGUGCCACGGCUGACAGCCAGGAGGGUCACAUGCGUCAUCUGCAGGAGCGCCAUCCGGACAAUCCACUUCUACGCAAAGCCUCACGCAAAUCAUCUGCCCUGCUCCAUGGUACCACCCCACCACCCUCUCUGCUGCAGGGCAACCUUUGCCUUUGAAACUGCCCCCAAGUGGAGCAUAGAAGGGGGUCUGUCCUCACCAGCAGCCUACUGGCAUCUCCAAGCAAAGUCAGGCCUUCUUUUAAGCUCAGGGAUUCUCAGGUUUUUAUCCGAGCACAGGAGAGAGAACGUUUUUGAGCCUGUAUGCGGAGAUAUUGAAGGCAAAGGACAAAGAUGCCAUUGCUGAUCCUGCUCCGAGGACAAGCUGACUCCACAACAGAGCAAAGGACUAGGGGUGACCUUUUAAAAAGUUAGAUGCAUAAACUGAACUGGUGGUGAUCGAGGGUAGGGGAGUGGGUUUGAGUGAGAUGUAGGAAAGUGUAUUCCAUCUUGCUGCUGCCUUAUUUCCUCUCCAGUUAUUAUCACAGGGAGCAAACAAGAUUCCAGUUCCUAGUUUAGGGUUAAUGUUGUUACAAGUGACACCACAAAGGCUCCCUCCCCAUACUGUUUCUUCAUGGGUAUUUUUU
Molecule: messenger RNA, 1247 nt
Organism: Heteronotia binoei (common prickly gecko)
Lineage: Eukaryota; Metazoa; Chordata; Lepidosauria; Squamata; Gekkonidae
Gene: OVOL1
Product: ovo like transcriptional repressor 1
Exons: 4
Coding region: 1-780 (259 amino acids)
Biological process (GO): regulation of transcription by RNA polymerase II; epidermal cell differentiation
Cellular component (GO): nucleus
Molecular function (GO): DNA-binding transcription factor activity, RNA polymerase II-specific; RNA polymerase II cis-regulatory region sequence-specific DNA binding
Source: RefSeq, a predicted model, not a curated record